Molecule: messenger RNA, 402 nt
Organism: Acanthocheilonema viteae
Lineage: Eukaryota; Metazoa; Nematoda; Chromadorea; Rhabditida; Onchocercidae
Source: the annotation of a GenBank genome assembly
AUGUAUUGUUGGACUAUUGCUACUGCUAUAAUGCUCCUUGGGGCAGUAAAUCUACUACUUUGCUUAGGCUCAGCAUGGGCUAUUUCGAUCUGCAAGAUCAGUAAUCAGUGUGACCAAUGUAGAUUAUUAAGUGCCGGUCAGAAAUGCUUCAAAGAUGAACGACAUGAACAUUUAUUCUGUGAUACUGCAAAUAAUCGUAUUAGUAUCCAUGAGAAUUCGUACUUAUUUUGCGAUACAAAGAAGAAUGAAUUAAUUGAAAAAUAUUGUGCACGUAGCGAGCGUUUUUUAAACGGAACUUGUUUGGAUAUCUUACAACGUCACAAACGUCAAAGCGUUGCCGGAGCUGGUCGUGUUGGUGAUUACUGCUCCUUAAAUGCCAACUGCUUGAAUGUUUGUUUUUAA